AUGGCGUCCCCACAGGGUCCCUGCUCGCCGUGGGGCGGGUGCUGUGAGAACCUGCCCUGCCUGACCGCGGCGGGGGGCAGCCCCCACGCUGAGCUGGAGCCCCAGGAGCACAAAGAGCCGCUCUCGGAGGAUGACCUCUAUUGCCGCUGCCUCUCCCGCACCCUUUGCCACACGGGCACCCCGGUCACCGUCGGGGUCUUCGCCCCCUGCACCCAUCGCCUCUUCUCGCUGCUCGACAAGGUCACCGGUUUCAUGCGCCAGGAGAUGGCCGAGCUGGAAGCCUCCGAGGAGCUCCGUGGCCGGCAGCGCCCUCGCAGCCCCAAGGGCUGGGGGCUUCUCCAGGCCCUUUGGUACCUGAGCUUCUACCGCGCCGUCAUCACCGAGGGUCACCUGCGGCGCCGCGCCCUCGCCUUCAUCUUCAUCCGCUUCAGCGCCUGGCAGUUCGCCGGCUGCGACCGCCUCUGGGCCGGGCUGGUGACCGCGCUGUGCCACAGCAUCCGCAGCCACUUCGGGGCCCUGCCCCUCAGCGUCUUCCACGUGCUGGGCUCGCGGCCGCGCUUCGCCUCGGGCUUCAGCCAGCGGGAAUGGGUGCUCAAGCGGGGCACGUGCCUCAAGCUGUGGGGCAUGCUGGCGGCGCUGGGCGCCGGCGUGGCCGUGCUGCUGGUGGCGCUGCUGGUGCCGGGCGUCAAGGAGAGCCCGGUGCUGAAGGUGCUGGGCAGCGGCAUCGCGUCGCUCUCGGGCUCCGGGUUGGUGUUGGGCGCCGUCUCCAUCGUCAAGAACCUGCUGGUGAGCGAGAAGCAGAAGAUCGAGCGCUUGACCAACAGCGAGCGCUUCUCCUCGCAGCUGGGUUUCAUGAGCAAGGUGCGAGCCGAGGUGCAGGCGCUCGUCGACUUCUUGGCCUUCAUGGAGGUCUUCGAGCGGCGCCGGCUCCGCGUGGUGCUGGAGAUCACCAGCCUGGAGCUCUGCUACCCGGAGAAGGUGGCCGGCGUGCUCAACGCCGUCAACACGCUGCUGUCGGACGCCAACGCGCCCUUCAUCUUCAUCCUGGCCGUGGACCCCAGCGUCAUCGUGCCCUGCCUGGAGCAGACGGGCUGCAUGAAGGGGCUGGCAGACAACGGGUACCUCUACCUCAACCGCACUGUCUCGCUGCCCUUCUCCAUCCCGGAGAUGGGCGCCCGCUCCCGCCUCCACUUCCUGGACGCCGCCAUCCAGACGCGGGAGGACCUCUUGUACCGCAUCAUCACCCGCAACGUGGAGCGGCGCCGCGCCAAGGGCCACGGCACGGCCGCGGAUCGCGGUGACACCGACACCGACGCCGACGCCGUGCGCUGCAUCCACGAAGCGUUCCACUGCCUCCGCGACGACGCCGACCCCUUGGCUCGCUACCUGCCCAGCUGCGGCACCCACGUGCGCCGCGUCGUCAACACCAUCCCCAUCACCCUGCGCCUGCUCCUGCACCGCGGCGCCGGCGCCGUGGCCCCGCGAGCGGCGGCCGCUUGGGUGGUGUUGGCCGACGGGUGGCCGUGCCGCUUGAGCUGGGCGCUGCAGUGCGCCGAGGACGCCUGGCAAGGCCCCGCGGUGCCGGGGCUCGGCGCCCGCUCCCUCUGGAGCAUCUUCGAGGAGCACGAGGGCGAGCUGGGAGCGCUGCGGCAGGCGCUGCACAACGCGCUCAGCCUGGACGGGGAUCCCGAGCUCUUCCAAAGCUUCCUGCAGCGAGACUUCCCCUUCACGGCCCGCGAGGCGCGCGUCCUGCUCGCCGUCACCGUCAACCUGGACCACUCCAUCCGGCACAAGAUGGGGCUCCUGCGGGGGCUCCAUCGGCUCCAGGCGGCGCCGCGGGGGAGCAGCAGCAUCCAGUGCCCGCAUCCCGAGUGA
Messenger RNA from Pezoporus occidentalis (night parrot), 1875 nucleotides. It is a transcript of the gene NKPD1, whose product is annotated as NTPase KAP family P-loop domain containing 1. Lineage: Eukaryota; Metazoa; Chordata; Aves; Psittaciformes; Psittacidae. The transcript is spliced from 3 exons. The coding region runs from base 1 to 1875 and encodes 624 amino acids. The record is from RefSeq and is a predicted model, not a curated record.